GUAGAGCAGACGUCUGUGAAACCGUCGAAACCGGUGAAAGGUUCGAAAUCUGCAAAACCGACAACAAAAUCCGCGAAAGCGGCGGAGCCUAAACCAGAACCUACGCCGGAAGUAAAACCCAUUGAGGAACCAGAACCAGUAAAAGAACCCGAGCCUGUACAGGAAUCAGCAAAAGAACCAGAGCCCAAGCCUGCACAGGAAUCAGCAAAAGAACCCGAAAUUGUAGCAGAACCGGCGGAACCAAUCGCGGAGAAUGCGCCGAUCGAAAAUGCGGAGGCUGUAAGUGACGAAGCGAAAGAGGAAAAGCUCGAACAAGGUACGUUGAUAUUUCUCGAUCAAUAUUGGACCAGAAAUAUUCUAUUUCGAUAAUCGGAAACGAGCUUGUCACGCGAACUUCGAACGGACAUCUUUUGGGGUAGGCAAAGGUCGAUCGUUGACUUGUAUCACUGUUAACAGCAUCUGUUCGUAUCGACUGCACGAGAAUGAAUGUGCUUAGUUUAGAUAUCGUCCAGAAUCCCAUUGUUCGUUUUCGUGAUAAAUGUCUUCCGUAUAAGAAUACGAUGUCGACAUGAUCUCGUGGAAUAUCGUAUAUAUCAUCCUCUUCGACGAAAUUAUUUUACAUAAUAUAAGAUCGAUAUUAGAAACAGAUUUAGUCAUAAAGUAUUAACAAUCGCAUUCAUAAUGCAUUUUUAGAUAUAAACUGAGUUCAAUUUCGAAAUUGUAUCUGAAUAUUGAUAAUAUUAGCUUUCUCAUUCGAAU
Formica exsecta is the source of this 759-nucleotide messenger RNA. Its product is annotated as procyclic form-specific polypeptide B1-alpha-like. The annotation marks the transcript as partial. NCBI's taxonomy places the organism in Eukaryota, Metazoa, Arthropoda, Insecta, Hymenoptera, Formicidae. The transcript has a single exon. The record is from RefSeq and is a predicted model, not a curated record.